Messenger RNA from Fusarium oxysporum Fo47, 543 nucleotides. Its product is annotated as HotDog domain-containing protein. Bases 1 to 543 code for a protein of 180 amino acids. NCBI's taxonomy places the organism in Eukaryota, Fungi, Ascomycota, Sordariomycetes, Hypocreales, Nectriaceae. The record is from RefSeq and is a predicted model, not a curated record. The transcript has 2 exons.
AUGUCCACUGAAGUACGUCCAAGUCCGAUUGGUGGUUCUCAGACAACCCAAGCUCUGUCCCAGCGUCUCGCCUCCAUAGCUGCUUCUCAUCCAGCUACCCUCGACCUUCAGGGAAAGAUCAAAGUUGAGGUAACUCGCUCUGUAUUGUCUGUACGAGAAGAAUACAUCCAAGACAACCUGACCUCAACGACUUUGGCUGGUCUCCAUGCCAUCUCGCCACCUCCCUUCGUUUAUAAAGAUGAUACAGCCGGAGGUCUCCUAGCAUUCUAUCAUCUUGGCCACAAACUAUCCGGCCAUUCUGGCCUUGUUCACGGUGGCAUAGCUGCCGUGUUGCUAGACGAAUGCAUGGGAAGAGCGAGCUUUCCCCGACUGACCGGCAAGAUUUCGGUUACAGCAAAUCUUAACUUGAACUACAAGAGUCCGAUAGAGGUAGAUAGUAUUAUCCUGAUUCGGGCCGACGUUAUGGAAGUUCAGGGGCGGAAAGCGUGGGUUCGGGGCGUAAUUGAGAAUGCAGAGGACGGCGCUGAAGGACAAUCCCGAUAG